This is a messenger RNA of Camarhynchus parvulus, 2220 nucleotides long. RefSeq names its product discs large MAGUK scaffold protein 4 (gene DLG4). Gene Ontology annotation, biological process: AMPA glutamate receptor clustering; postsynaptic neurotransmitter receptor diffusion trapping; chemical synaptic transmission. Gene Ontology annotation, molecular function: kinase binding. The transcript is spliced from 21 exons. Gene Ontology annotation, cellular component: postsynaptic density membrane; neuron projection; neuromuscular junction. The record is from RefSeq and is a predicted model, not a curated record. Bases 59 to 2185 code for a protein of 708 amino acids. NCBI's taxonomy places the organism in Eukaryota, Metazoa, Chordata, Aves, Passeriformes, Thraupidae.
CACCCUCCUCCUCCUCCUCCCCCUCCCCUGCGGCCCCCCCGGCCCAUGAGCGGCCGCCAUGGAUUGUUUGUGCAUCGUCACCACCAAGAAAUACCGGUACCAAGAUGAGGACAGCCCCCCCCUGGAGCAGAGCCCCGCCCACCUGCCCAGCCAGGCCAACUCUCCCCCCGUCAUCGUCAACACCGACACCCUGGAGGCCCCGGCCUAUGUGAACGGCACCGAGGGCGAGAUGGAAUAUGAGGAGAUCACUCUGGAGAGGGGGAACUCGGGGUUGGGGUUCAGCAUCGCGGGGGGCACCGACAACCCCCACGUCGGGGACGACCCCGGGAUCUUCAUCACCAAAAUCAUCCCCGGGGGCGCCGCCGCCCAGGACGGGCGCCUCAGGGUGAACGACAGCAUCCUGUUUGUGAACGAGGCCGACGUGCGGGAGGUGCCGCACUCGGCGGCCGUCGAGGCGCUCAAGGAGGCCGGGGCCGUGGUGCCGCUCUACGUGAUGAGGAGGAAGGUCCCGGCCGAGAGGGUGGUGGAGGUCAAGCUCAUCAAAGGGCCCAAAGGUCUGGGGUUCAGCAUCGCGGGGGGCGUGGGCAACCAGCACAUCCCGGGGGACAACAGCAUCUACGUCACCAAGGUCAUCGAGGGGGGGGCGGCGCACAAGGACGGGCGGCUGCAGGUCGGGGACAAGAUCCUGGCCGUAAACAACGUCAGCCUGGAGGACGUCAUGCACGAGGACGCGGUGGCGGCGCUCAAGAACACCUACGACGUGGUGUACCUGCGCGUGGCCAAGGCCACCGUGCCCGGCCUCGGGGACACCUACGGGCCACCCGACGUCACCGGCUCCUACUCGGCGCACCUGGACUCGGAGCUGCCCCCCCAGAGCUUCCUGGGCCCCCCGGUCACUCAGGGGUGCCCCAAGGAGCUGCUGCCCGACGACGACGUCCCCAGGGACCCGCGGCGCAUCGUGAUCCCGCGCGGCUCCACGGGGCUGGGGUUCAACAUCGUGGGCGGCGAGGACGGCGAGGGGAUCUUCAUCUCCUUCAUCCUCGCCGGGGGCCCGGCCGACCUCAGCGGGGAGCUGCGCAAGGGCGACCAGAUCCUCUCGGUGAACGGCGUCGAUCUGCGCGGGGCCACCCACGAGCAGGCGGCGCUGGCGCUCAAGAACGCCGGGCAGUCGGUGACCAUCGUGGCCCAGUACCGGCCCGAAGAGUACGGGCGCUUCGAGGCCAAGAUCCACGACCUGCGGGAGCAGCUCCUGAGCAGCAGCCUCGGCUCCGGCAGCGCCUCCCUGCGCAGCGACCCCAAACGCGGCUUCUACGUCCGGGCCCUGUUUGACUACGACAAGGCCAAGGACGUGGGGUUCCUGAGCCAGGCGCUGAGCUUCCGCUUCGGGGACGUCCUGCACGUCCUGGACGCCUCCGACGAGGAGUGGUGGCAGGCGCGGCUCGUGCUGCCCCCCCAGCAGCCCCCCGACAUCGGCUUCGUGCCCAGCAAGCGCCGGGUGGAGCGCCGGGAGUGGACGCGGCUCAAGGCCAAAGAUCGGGGGCCGGGGGCUCAAGGCCGCGAGGACACCGUGCUGAGCUACGAGACGGUGACGCAGAUGGAAGUUCACUACGCGCGGCCGAUCAUCAUCCUGGGCCCCACCAAGGAUCGCGUCAACGACGACCUCCUGAGCGAGUUCCCCGAGAAAUUCGGGUCCUGCGUGCCCCACACGACGCGGCCCAAGCGCGAGUACGAGGUCGACGGGCGCGAUUAUCACUUCGUGGCCUCGCGGGAGCGGAUGGAGAAGGACAUCCAGGGGCACAAGUUCAUCGAGGCGGGGCAGUACAACAGCCACCUGUACGGGACCAGCGUGCAGUCCGUGCGGGAGGUGGCUGAACAGGGCAAGCACUGCAUCCUGGACGUGUCGGCCAACGCCGUGCGGCGGCUCCAGGCGGCGCAGCUGCACCCGAUCGCCAUCUUCAUCCGGCCCAAAUCGCUGCAGAACGUGCUGGAGAUCUCCAAGAGCGUGAGCGAGGAGCAGGCGCGGAAAGCGUUCGACAGAGCCACCAAACUGGAGCAGGAGUUCACCGAGUGCUUCUCAGCCAUGGUGGAAGGCGACAGCUUCGAGGAGAUUUACCACAAAGUCAAACGAGUCAUCGAGGACCUCUCAGGACCUUUCAUCUGGGUCCCCGCCCGCGAGCGGCUUUAGGGCCUGGGGGGGGGGAACCCCCCUCAAAAAAACAA